Molecule: messenger RNA, 5814 nt
Organism: Drosophila novamexicana
Lineage: Eukaryota; Metazoa; Arthropoda; Insecta; Diptera; Drosophilidae
Product: protein tweety
Exons: 10
Cellular component (GO): plasma membrane
Molecular function (GO): volume-sensitive chloride channel activity; intracellularly calcium-gated chloride channel activity
Source: RefSeq, a predicted model, not a curated record
AACAACGCUACUUGCGAAACGAAACGAAACGCAGUGAGUGUAAUGCGCUAAACUCUCAAGUCAAUUUUGCGUUGAAACGAGACGCCGUCGUCGUCGUCGCAGCAGCGACGUUGUGACGUCAAAAGCAGCAGCAGCAGCAGCAGCAGGAGCGUUGCCAUAUCUACUCCCGCCUGACGCCUCCCCGCAACACACACACCACACACACGCACACACACACAACUCGCAUACGAAAACAAUAUAAAGGAGCACAUACCAAAAAACCAAGUAGAAGAAGAAGAAGAAGCAGCAGCGGCGGCAGCACAACGAAUACGACAACUAGCCAUAAUACGUGUGAAAGAGCGGGAGAGACAGAUAGAGAGAGCGAGAGAAAGAGAACGUUAGCUUUGUGCGAGCAACAACUACAACUACAACUACAACAAGAACAAGAACAAGAAGAGCGACAACGUUGCAAAAGGAGCCAUAAAAAUGGAACAGCCGAGCAUACUCGUUAAAAUCCUGCAUUCAAUACCGCAUGUGAAUUACACAUUUCGUCGGGUUAAUGACACCUUCAAUCCGGAUAGCGAUGUUUACCUAGAGAGCCUGGGCAUCUUGGCCUCGAUACCCGCCGGCCUGCUGAUACUCUCGCUGCUCGGCCUGCUCCUGUAUCUGCUGACGCGCUGCUGCGAUCGCAAGCAGCGCAAGCCGAGCACCCAGCGCUGUCAGAGCUGUUCGCUGGUCAUCAUAACGCUGAUGACCUGUGCGGCCAUUGGACUAGGUUUAUAUGGCAACGAUGAUUUCCACAAUGGUCUGCUGCAGGCUUUCAGCUCCGGCAAGAAGGUGGAGAGUCUUGUGCUCAAUCUUAAACAAGAGACUGAAACCAUCAAGCGCGAUCUGGAAACGAAAAUGGCUUCGCACAACGUUGUGAAUCAGGUGGAGAGACAGCAAUACAAUCAAACCGCUGUCAUGCUGCUCAUCGAGACGUCCCGUCUGGUGCGGGAGAAUACCUCACGUGCGGUCACCUCGCUGGACAACAUGGUGCUCUACUUCAUGAAGACCAAGGGCAGCGAGAAUGAGACCUCGUUGAUGGGCAUUCUGCACCUGGGCGACCUAUACGAAUCUAUACGCUGGCCGGCCACAUUGGCCUUCCUCACUCUGCUUCUAUUCCUGUGCACCGUGCUGGUCAUCGGCGUUGCCCGUCGUUCGCGCUGCACUUUGAUUUUCUUCAGCGUUUCGGGUUUGUUCUGCAUCAUCAUCUGCUGGCUAUUGGCUGGCAUCUACUUGGCCUCUAGCGUGGCAGCCGGCGACUUUUGUAUGCGACCGCAUGAGUAUAUGUGCCGCCAGGUGGGCAUGCGCAGUCCCUAUGUCUAUUUCCUCAACUGUGGCACAUUGCGCAAUCGCUUUAUACUGCGCCUCAACGAGUCCCGGGAUCUGGUGGAACGUGCCCGUGAGAGUGUUGAAAUGAUGCAACGCAUGAGCCAGGACACGUAUCCACGCAUUGAUAUACAGCGCACGCUUAACGCCAUGGACAACGAUCUGGAGGAGACGAAACGCAAUCUGACCAAUCUUUCGGCCACGCUGGACAGACGCGCCAUCGAUCGCCACUAUGCGGAGGCGUUGCACGGCCUCUGCGGCGGCGGCCUACUCGGGCUCAGUCUGAUGAUGGUCGCCGGUCUGUUGACCUCGUUUCUGCUCACGAUACUCGUCUAUGCGGACUCGCAUGCCUGGAUUUAUCUGAGCAAGCGGCCCACAAUGGAUGGCGACAAGUCGGAGACAGCGCCGCUGUUCUCGGCCUCGAAUGCGCCAAGCGCCAGCAUUUCGCCAACGGCGCCCAUGAGCACCGGCACCAUCAAUCGGACGCUGCUGCAUCAUCAGCAGGCGCAUGGUGGUCCCAUUGGUGGCAGCGUUGCCGGCGGCGCUGGAGCCGGGCACACGGGCACGCUGCCCAGCAGCAACAGCUUGGCUGGCGGCAAUGGCGCCGGACCCUACAGGAAUGGCACAGCGGGCCUGCGACAAGGAUCGGGCCACCAUACGCUGGGUCGCCUGCCAUCGCACCACCAACAGUCGGCGUCGCAUCUGCCCGGGCCGAACAAUGGCAAAUAUGCGACGCUCAGCAAGCAGUGUAAGACGCUCGAAUCGAACGACUUCUACUGAGAUUCGCUUGCCUGCAGCACGUAUGCAGGCAAUAGCAACAACACGCAGCACAGCAGCAACAUCAAUCAGCAGCAGCAGCAACUGCAGCAGCAACAACAACAACACCACAGCAGCAGCAGCAGCAACACAUUGAAGAACAUAUUCGCAUCGGCAACGCUGCCCCGCUCCACAGGCAGCUCCAUACGCUCCGUGCUGUCCGCACAGACGGCCAAUGCCAUUUGCAAGUCGACGGGCAACGGCCUGGACGCAGCCGAUGUGCUGAUCGACGAUCGUGAUCCGCGCGAUGUCACCAACAACAGCUUCAAUCGCUUCGAUCCCAAGUACAUUAGCAUCGGGCCCAAGGCGGUGCGCGGCAACAACAAUUUGAAUAUUGUUGCGGCCGCCACGGCCAACAAGUGCGCCACGCUGCGGCAUGUGGGUCGCUAUGGUGGCUCCCUGAAGGGCGCCUCGCCGUCGCCCAACUUGCGCAGCGCCAAGACGCCAUCCAUAGCGACGGUGUCCAAGGACUAUUGCCAGCAGGCUGAGUGCAUGCCGCAGGUCUAUGCCGCUGGCUCGACGGACAUGCUGGUGCCCAGCACGACGGCGCAGGUGGUGCAGCAGCAGCAGCCACCGCCGCCACCAUCGCAACAGCAGCAGCAGCAGCAACAGCAGCAGCUGCAAAUGCAGUUGGUGGUGCAGCAGGUGGCGCCACCGCCGCCGCCGCCACAGCAGCAGCAGCUGUUGCAGCCACAGCCCGCACCACCGCCGCCACCCAAGCCAAAGAUAGUCAACACCUUUACGGAAAUACCCGGCACCACGGGCGUGGGCAGCUCCUAUGCCAAGGAGCAGCAACAGCUGCUGGCGCUGCAGCAGCAACAACAGCAGCAACUGCUCGCCUUGCAACAGCUGCAACAACAACAGCAACAGCAGCAACAGCAACAGCAGCAACAACAACAACAACAGCAGCAGCAGCAGCAUCAUCAUCAUCAUCCACCGACCACACACAUUCUGCCCCCCUCGGCCGUGUACAGCAUUGAGAGCAGCAGCGUUUACCCUGCGGCAGCAGCAGCGGCGCAGCAGGCAGCACCAACGGCGGCGCCACGCGUGCAGCGCUCCCUAAACCCAGCCUCGAUAGUCAAUCAGCCGUUGCCGGAGAUACCCGUGCAGUCGCCCACCGGCAACAGCGGCACGCCCGCCACCCAGUCAAAGAUCUCAUCUCAGCAGCCGCUGUGCGCUGCCACCUUGGGCCAGUAUCGCUCGCUGCAGCGGCCACAGGCAGCGGCACAGCAGAAGCUGCAGCUUGCCGCGCAGCAGCAGCAGCAACCGCCUUCUCUGCCUCCCAAGAAUAGGCACAAGAACUCGCGGGAUGUGAACAAUGCGAAUCAUAUGCAAACGUUGCCGCCCAAAUCUGCGAGCCUGCGCCAGCAGCAAACCGCCAGCUUUGGCUAUGAGCGCGAGCGCGACAGAGAGCGUGAGCGUGAGCGAGAGCGAGAGCGUGAGCGGGAGCGUGAGCGUGAAAGAGAUCGCGAACGGGAGCGACCACGUCGCGCCGAAACGCUGGACAAUGCGCGCAGCUACGCCGAGCAGCAGCAAUAUGGAGUCCAACCCCUGCUCAGCAGCAUGAAGAAGCAGCACUCCUACGACAGCAGUACCUACCACCACCAGCAGCAGCACCACCAGCAGCAGCAGGCGGCCUACUACCAACAGCGGCAGCACAACAACAACUAUCAUGGCACAGUGUCGAGCAGCGCCAGCAGCAAGCAUCAUCAGCAACAGUUGCUGGUGGAGCAGCAACAGGCGCUCUUGUAUCGCUCGCUGAAGCGCAGCAGCGGCGGUGGAGGUGGCGGGGGCGUGGCAGCUGGUAUUGUGACAGCGUCUGGUCAUGCCAACAGCGAUUUGUAUUCUGUGACGGAAUUGUAGGAGUGCGCCUGCUGCGGCGGCGGCGUUGAUGUGCGGCGUGCCACGAACUGUUCGACGGGCACGAGCGCAGCAUCAACGGCGCUGCACGCAGCGGCGGCGGCAGCCUCAGCCAGCACACAGACACAAACACAGACGCAAACGCAGCUCAGCCAGGCGCCCAUACCGCUGCCGCCCAAAAAGCAUCGCGCACAGCAGCAGCAGCAGCAACAGCAGCAACAGCAACAGCAGCAGCUGCCCUGCAAUGCGAAUCUGUGCGAUGAACACGAGUACGACGAGUAUUGCCCGCAGCAAUAUGAAUCGCAGCAGCAGCAUCAGCCGCAGCAGCAGAGCUCACGACAUGGCAAGCAGCAGCGCGCGGCCACCUUUGACCUGGCGGAUGCGCGCGACUACGAGCUGAAGCGUCUGGGAAAUCGACGCUCCCAGCAGCAGGCGGCCAGCAGCAAGCGAAAUGGCGCAACAGCAGCCAGCGACCAGCAGCAGCAGCAACAGCAGCAGCAGCAGGGGCAGGGGCAUCAUCAUCAUCGCACACACGACCGGGAACGUUCCCGCAGCGAUCAUCGCAUUGCCAGCUAUGCCUGCGAGGAUGCAGCUGCGGCGGCUCUGUGCAGCGCCGGCUCCAUGAGCCUGCUGCCAGCCAAUGGCAGCGCACAGCAGCAGCAGUCGCAUCGCAGCCAUCAUCAGCAACAGCAGCAGCAGCAGCAACAACAGCAACAGCAGCAGCAGCGACGGGAGAAAACAUUCAAAGUAUGAUUUUUAGAGACGUCAUAAAAAUUGCCCAGCCCGCGACAAGUUGGCUACAAACACGACGACGACGGCGGCGGCGUUGAUGUUGCUGCUGUUGCAGCUAAGCGCAGGCGACGCACGCGCUGAACAGAAGCAACAACAACAGCAACGACGACGACGACGUUGGAGCCAGCCAGCGUUGCGGAUUUUUCUAAUAAUAAGAAAAUUGCACACACACACACACACACACACACCCGCGAAAUGAAAGCUAAUUAUAUAUGAGUCCAGAAUGCACCUUUAACUUACGAUCCGCCCCCUCACCAAAACCUGCCAACCACGCCCCUGAAAUGUGUAAACGAAAAUAUUUGUAGCAAUUUGUAUUGCCGAUAUUGGCGAAGAGUUCAAUGAAAAUCGAUGCGAAAAUUUGUUCAAUUAAGUGAAAAGUGAAGGCAAGUUGUGCAGCACGUGCAACUUGCAAUAAGACAAGCCGUGCCUCAUGCAAAUGCACACACAGCACACUCACACACACACAACACACACACAACACACACAACACGCUCACACAUACUUGUACAUGCCGCGCUCCUGCCCCGCACACAAAAUGCGCCGCUCUAUUCGGUUCUCAUUCUCAUAUGUGUUACAGUUGCCAACUGCAGCAGUUGCAGCUGCAGCUGCUGCCCCAUUUAUCAAUUGAAACAUCAAAUCAAACUUUUGCUCCGUGUUGUUGCCUAUUGUUAUAUAUAAUUAACGAAAAAUUCGUUCUUUUUUUUUUUUUUAAAUAUAUUUAUAUAUAUAUAUAUUCAUCUACAUAGAUAUUAACGAUAAUUAAUCAUAAAUGUGUUUAUAUUUAAGUUUAGUGCAGUCUCGUUAAGUCCAUCUAAGCUAUAAUUAUUUAUUUAUGCAACUAAGCAAAGCCCGCCCCUUCCCCCACUCCCUGCCACCCCCUUAUCGACACACACACACACACACACACACGUAUCCCUCAAGCCCAAACAGAUACCUGAUUUGCAUUUAAAAUCAUUUUUAUAGACCCCUUUUUGUUUAUUUGAAAACAAUUUUCUU